CCUACCCUGUUACUCUCUCCCCCAAACAUCUCCAGUUUUCUCUCUCGAAGUGCAUGCACCGUCUCAGUCUCUCGUACACGAAUAAGACGCAGAUAGACUCUCUCUCUCUCUCUCUCUUAUUCUUUCGAUUGAUUUGGCUCUGUUCGGCUAACUCGGCGGCCCGAGUUGUGAUGACUCGUCGGUGCUCGCAUUGCAGCAAAGACGGCCACAACUCUCGCACAUGCUCCGCCCGCUCCGGCGGCUCGUCGUCGGCCUCUUCGAGCAGCAUCUCCGGGGGCGUGAGGCUGUUUGGGGUUAGGCUCACCGAUGGGUCUAUUAUUAAGAAGAGUGCGAGUAUGGGUAAUUUAUCCAUGGCGCACUACCACAGCUCGUCCUCCGCCGCCGCGUCGCCUAACCCCGACUCGCCUGUGUCGGAGCAUGUUGGCGACCCGAAUCACUUGCCUGAUGGGUACUUGUCCGAUGACCUUGCCCAUGGGUCCGGGUCAGGGAAUCGACGCGGUGAGAGAAAGAAAGGUGUCCCAUGGACAGAAGAGGAGCAUAGGAUGUUCUUAAUUGGACUACAGAAAUUGGGUAAAGGGGACUGGCGUGGAAUAGCUAGAAAUUAUGUCGUGUCUCGGACUCCUACCCAGGUAGCAAGUCAUGCUCAGAAGUACUUCAUUCGGCAAACUAACGCUACUCGAAGAAAGAGACGCUCCAGCCUCUUUGACAUGGUUCCGGAUGUGGGCACAGAUCCGCUGUCACUUGCAGAAGAUCAAGCAUUUCUGCCUUCAACUCAGGGAGAAGAUGAAAAUCUGGAUGCACUGCCUUCACUAAAUCUCUCUCUGAACACAGAAUACGAACCCAUGGAAACUACACCUUCAGAAACUAUCCAAGAGGAACAUGAAGAAAGUCUUAUGGUGUCAAAUCAAAGCACGCCCACUGUUCCUGCAACAAAUGACAAUGUACCUGUUGUUCAUGGGGCCAGUGAAUUCGCAACAUUUGUUCCUGGAUUCUUUCCAGCAUAUGUGCCUGUCACGUAUCCAUUUUGGCCUUUAAGUGUUGCCCCUCCUGAAGAUGGCGCGGUGACAUCACAUCAUCAGGUCCUGAAGCCGAUUCCAAUGCUACCCAAGGAACCUGUCAAUGUAGAUGAACUAGUAGGCAUGUCUCAACUCAGCCUGGGAGAGACAGGCAGAGGCCAGAGAGAGCCUUCGCCACUCUCUUUAAAGUUGAUAGGAGAACCCUCAAGGCAGUCAGCAUUUCAUGCAAAUGCUCCGGCAAGCAGGUCAGAUUUAAACAAGGGCGACAAUGGUGCUAUCCAAGCUAUUUGAACUGGGAAUCUGGGAUGAAGAAAAGGUUUUAGUUACUCAACUCCCAACCCCCCUUUUCCUCUGUACAAUUAUCUUUUUUUUCCCGUGCAUCUUGUUUCUUUUUUAGUAGUAUGAAGUUGUGCGGUAUUCAUAACUUAGGCAAAGUUUAGUUUGGUUAGAACCAUUUAUUUCUAACUGUAAGCAUAUAAAUAAUCAAAUAACAAAUGAGCAUGGCAUGGAAAAAAAAGAAGUGUAAUUGUUUACAUAAUGAUUACUGGUUCGGUCUCUCUGGUA
Messenger RNA from Tripterygium wilfordii, 1580 nucleotides. Its product is annotated as transcription factor MYBS3-like. Gene Ontology annotation, biological process: response to gibberellin; response to auxin; response to ethylene. Gene Ontology annotation, molecular function: DNA binding. Bases 54 to 1307 code for a protein of 417 amino acids. The transcript is spliced from 3 exons. The record is from RefSeq and is a predicted model, not a curated record. NCBI's taxonomy places the organism in Eukaryota, Viridiplantae, Streptophyta, Magnoliopsida, Celastrales, Celastraceae.